Molecule: messenger RNA, 3875 nt
Organism: Acinonyx jubatus (cheetah)
Lineage: Eukaryota; Metazoa; Chordata; Mammalia; Carnivora; Felidae
Gene: IMPG1
Product: interphotoreceptor matrix proteoglycan 1
Exons: 17
Coding region: 238-2583 (781 amino acids)
Biological process (GO): visual perception
Source: RefSeq, a predicted model, not a curated record
CUGGCCCUUAAGCAGAGAUUACACCUGAGGGGAAGAUAAGUAGAUUAUUCCAGAAACAGACAUUGCUUCAUGUUCUUCAUAAAUUAGCACCCUCAUAAAGGUAAACCAAGAAGGUUAUCCUCUCUCAGCUGGCAUCAGUAUUUAAUUACUUUUCAUAUUUCUGUCAUUUUAUUUUUUUAAUGAGAUUUGGGACUGUUCUGUGAUUGUUACCAGAAUUGCCAAUGCACAAGAGCCAGAAUGUAUUUGGAAACUAGAAGGGCUGUUUUUGUUUUUUGGAUUUUUCUCCAGGUUCAAGGAACCAAAGAUCUCUCCAUUAAAACAUACCAUUCUGAAACUAAAGAUGUAGACAAUGCCCCAAGAAUCAAAACAACUGAAAGUACUACAAAAAUGUACCAAGUGUCAACCAUGAAACGAAUAUUCGAUUUGGCCAAGCAUCGACCCAAAAGAUCAACAUUUUUCCCAGCCGGGGUUAAAGUCUGUCCACAGGAAUCCAUGAAACAGAUUUUAGCCAGUCUUCAAGCUUAUUAUAGAUUGAGAGUGUGUCAGGAAGCAGUGUGGGAAGCAUAUCGGAUCUUUCUGGACCGCAUCCCUGACCCAGGGGAAUACCAGAACUGGGUCAGCAUCUGCCAGCAGGAGACCUUCUGCCUCUUUGAGAUUGGAAAAAAUUUCAGCAACUCCCAGGAGCACCUAGAUCUUCUUCAGCAGAGAAUAAAACAGAGACACUUCCCCGAGAGAAAAGAUGAAAUCUCUACAGAGAAGACAUUAGGAGCACCUGGUGAAACCCCUGUGUUUUCUCCAGAUGUCUCCAGUGUCUCGCUUGGACCCUUCCCUCUCACUCUUGGUGACACAUUCCUCAAUGACACCAUCAUGCCUACAACAGAAAGAAAAAUAGAAUUCACUAAGGUAUACAAAGGCCCACUGGAGCAGAAGGUGGAAUUGAGCAUCACUCUAGCAAACCAGAGGUUCACGGCAGAGCUCGCUGACUCCCAGUCCCCACAUUAUCAAGAGCUGGCGGCCAAGUCUCAACUCCAGAUGCAAAAAGUAUUUAAGAAAUUUCCAGGAUUCAAAGAAAUCCAUGUGCUAGGAUUUAGACCAAAGAAAGGAAAAGAUGGUUCAAGCUCCACAGAGAUGCGACUUUUGGCCAUCUUUAAGAGAGACAUUGCAGAUUCAAAAAGCCCUGCGAGUAACCUCCUGUCUUUUGAUUCCAACAAAAUUGAGAGAGAAGGAGUCCCUCAUGGAAUGAUGGAGGAAGACAAGCAACCAGAAAUCUAUCUCACAGCUUCAGACCUCAAAAAGCUAAUCAGCAGAGCACUAGAGGAAGACAAAUCCUUGGAUGUGGAAACAAUUCAAUUCAUUGAUGAAUUGUUGGGGUCAUUGCCAGGCUCCGAUCCCGACUUCCAGUCAGUGCUGCCCACACUCCUUGCCGAUAUCACAAAGGAUGCUACUUUGAGUCCAGAACUUCCUCUUGAUCAAUCCAGGCUUGAGACAGUGGACAAAACAGGACACAGUACUUCUGACAGUUCUUGGUCUCCACCUGCUUCCCUAUCAGACACUCUACCUUUCUUUACUGCCUCAAGCAUCUUCUCUCUGACUAACCAAAGUGUCACAGACAUAAUGCCCGUCAACCAAACAGUACUAAUCCCAGGACUAACCAUCCCCACAGAUGAUUAUUCUACCAUCAGCCAAUCGGCUCUGGAAAUUUCACAGCCAUCUGCAUCAUCAGGCAGCCAGGAAGUAGUGAGAGACUUAGAUGUAAUGGAUAUAUCUGAUGCUCCUGCCUCCUCUCAGCUACCAAGAUUCAGUGGGUAUGUUUCUACCCCGGAUCGUUUCUUGGAGAAUAUCACACCUAGCCCAGCUUUACAGUACAUCACCACUAGUUCUAUGACCACUGCCAGCAAGGGCCAAGAGCUGGUAGUGUUCUUCAGUCUGCGAGUCGCUAACAUGCCCUUCUCCGACAACCUGUUCAACAAGAGCUCUCUAGAGUACCAAGCUCUGGAGCAACAAUUCACACAGCUGCUGGUUCCAUAUCUACGCUCCAAUCUUACGGGAUUUAAGCAACUUGAAAUUCUUAACUUCAGAAACGGGAGUGUGAUUGUGAAUAGCAAGUUGAAGUUUGCUAAGUCGGUGCCAUAUAACCUCACCAAGGCUGUGCAGGGGGUCUUGGAGGAUUUUCGUUCUGCCGCAGCCCAACAACUUGACCUGGAGAUAGACAGCUACUCUCUCAACGUUGAACCAGCUGAUCAAGCAGACCCUUGCAAAUUCCUGGCCUGUGGUGAAUUUGCCCAGUGUGUAAAAAAUGAGUGGACCAAGGAAGCAGAGUGUCGCUGCAGACCAGGGUAUGAGAGCCAGGCACGCCUGGACCGCCGGGACUCUGGCCUCUGCACCCCCAUAGAGGGAUGUGAGGUCAUCCAGGGAAAGGGAGCUCCGUGCAGGUCACCAGGUCACUCUAAAAAUCAAGCAUACAAAACUAGUGUUAAAAAAUUCCAACGUCAGCAAAAUAACAAGAUAAUCAGGAAAAGAGAUUCUGAAUUACUGGCUGAAGGAUAUGAAGAAUUUAACUAUCAAGAUUGGGAAGGAAAUUAAGAACUAAAAAUAUGCAGAUUAUAAUUUAAUCUGUCUCAAGAGAAAUGGAUUGCUUUCUCAAGGAAAAUUGUGUCCACUCUGUGAAAAUUCUGAAAACACAGGCAGGCAUAUUUACCGGUCAUCCGAAUCCAGGCAUAUAGUCAACAUUGAGAAACAACACACACCAUAUUUCAAAUAGGGAAGAAUUGUGAACUUGAUGACUGAUACUUUCCGCAUAAAAAAGAUGCUUAUUAUCAAAGCGCAAAACACAAUCACUGACCGAUAGUCGUGACAGCAAACCAGGUUUGCUUCCAGCUGCCCUCAAAACACUACUCACAGAUCAUUUACAAGUGCAACUUACCUAUUGUUUUGGGGAGGCUGAACAAUAUAUCAGGAAGCAAAGCUCUUCAUGUGUUACAGUGCACGUGAAAUACAUAUAUGCAAGGACAUGCAGAUCUCUCUGAAACACAGGUGUAUCCAGUAUGUAAACAGUGGUGAGGGUAUAUAUGCUCUGCACUUUAAUGUCUGUAACGCACGCACACACACACACACACACCUUCAGUUCUUCGGCACACUAGUUUUACCAGAAAUUAGUGCUUGCACAGUAGAUCGUUUUGUUGCCAAUAAUUUCUGAAUUGUUCCUUUUAUAGAAAAAGGAACUGGCAUUCAGAUAUAUAUACUAUGGGAAAUCUAACUUUUCUUGUUACCACAUAAAGCUAUUUUUUUUAACUUUAUUUUUGAGAGGGACAGAGACAGCAUGAGUGGAGGAGGGGCAGAGAGAGAGGGAGAGAGAGAAUCCCUAGCAGGUUCCAUGCUGUCAGCACAGAGCCCAGUGUGGGGCCCAAACCCACAAAACCGUGAGAUCAUGAGCUGGGCCAAAACCAAGAGUCAGACGCUCAACCAACUGAGCCACCCAGGCACCCCCCGCAUAAAGCUAUUUUAAAGGAAGACACUAUGUUGGGGGGAAAAAUUACAUUGUACUUUGUGACAUAACCAAUUCCUAUUUUCCACCACAGAGAACUGUCUUCCUAAAAUUUAAUAAUUCUAUUGAAUACUUCUUGACAUUAACUUUGCUGUAUGCACAGGUAGAUUGGCAUCAAAGUAAUCCAGUUUAGUCAGUUUUUAAACGUGCUACUUAAUGAAAAAUGAUUUCUCUGUAUCUAUUUCAAAUGUUCCACUACUAAUAUAUUUGCUGCAAAACCUUAAUUUCAAUAAAAUGUAAGCACUAUAUUCAUAGAUUUUUAAUAAAAUGGAUCUGUGUUUUAGUAGCUGUUCCCUGGAUUUGCUUUAUGGAUUAUGACACAUGAUUUUAA